AGCAAAACAGGUCCUGCAAGCCCAGGUAAUUCAGGAAGCAGAAUGGUAAUUAUUCACAGAAGAAAGCAGGUAGUAUACUGUUACAGUACCACAGUAGAAAGUCAGAAGGUCACCAAGCUUGCAAGGUAACUGACACAACUUGAAACUGCUUGGCCCCCUUUAAAAAGAAAUUAUAAAAUGGGAGAGAAUGAAGCAAGUUUACCUAACACAUCUUUGCAAGGUAAAAAGAUGGCCUAUCAGAAGGUGAAUGCAGAUCAAAGAGCACCAGGGCAUUCACAGUACUUAGACAAUGAUGACCUUCAAGCCACUGCCCUUGACUUAGAAUGGGACAUGGAAAAGGAACUGGAGGAGCCUGGUUUUGACCAGUUCCAACUAGAUAGUGCUGAGAAUCAGAACCUGGAGAAUCCAGAGACUGCAGAUCUCAAUCUUGAUUCCAUUCAACCAGCAACUUCACCCAAAGGAAGGUUUCAGAGACUUCAAGAAGAGUCUGACUAUGUUACCCGUUACACAAGAUCUGCACCAAAGAGCAACCCCUGCAACUUUUGCCGCCUCUUAAAAGUACUUUGCACAGCCAUCAUUUUAUUUAUUUUUGGGAUUUUGAUAGGCUAUUAUGCACAUAAAAAAUGUCCUUCAAAUGCUACAUCUUCAGCAACGCUUGGUCUUCAGUUAUACCAAGAGAUUCUCGAGACAAUCCAAGCAGAAGAUAUUAAGAAGUCUUUCAGAAAUUUGGUACAACUGUAUAAAAGUGAAGAUGACACAGAAAUUUCAAAGAAGAUUAAGACUCACUGGACUUCUUUGGGCCUAGAAGAUGUACAGUUUGCAAAUUACUCUGUGCUGCUUAAUCUGGCAGGCCCUUCUGCCAGCUCCGUGACUCUGCGCAGCAGCGGCCAGUGCUUUCAUCCUAAUGGCCAGCCCUGCAGCGAAGAAGCCAGAACACAUAGCAGCCAAGAUCUGCUCUACUCCUAUGCAGCCUACUCUGCCAAAGGAACUCUCGAGGCUGAAGUCAUUGAUGUGAGUUAUGGAAAUGCAGAUAAUUUAAAAAGGAUUCAAAAAAUGAAAAAUACAACGAAUCAGAUUGCACUCCUGAAAUUAGGAAAAUUGCCAUUACUUUAUAAGCUUUCCUUAUUAGAAAAGGCUGGAUUUGGUGGUGUUCUUCUAUAUAUUGAUCCUUGUGAUUUACCAAAGACUGCAAAUCUUAGCCAUGAUACCUUCAUGGUAUCACUGAACCCAGGAGGAGACCCUUCAACGCCAGGUUAUCCAAGUGUGGAUGGAAGCUUUAGACAAAACCGAUCAAACCUCACGUCUCUGCUAGUUCAGCCCAUCUCGGCAUCUCUCGUUGAGAAACUGAUCUCCUCUCCAAACAGCAGAACCAAAACUGGUGUCUGUAGCCCUCUAGAACUUCCAAAUAAUGAUGAAAGAAUUGUCAACAUGCAAGUUCAGACAGUUACAAAAUUCAAAACAGUGACUAAUGUUGUUGGAUAUUUAAAGGGCUUGAUAUCUCCAGACCGGUAUAUCAUAGUUGGCAGCCACCAUCAAAGUGCGUAUGGUUCUUAUGGACAAGAAUGGGCCAGCAGCACUGCUGUAAUCACUGCUUUUAUCCGGGCCUUGAUGUUAAAAGUUAAGAAAGGGUGGAGACCAGACCACACGAUUGUUUUCUGUUCAUGGGGAGGAACAGCUUUUGGCAAUAUUGGCUCAUAUGAAUGGGGAGAGGAUUUCAGGAAAGUUCUGCAGAGAAAUGUCGUGGCUUAUGUUAGUCUCCAUAGUCCCAUAAGGGGUAACUCAAGUCUACAUUCCAUAGCCUCACCAUCUCUUCGGCAACUGGUAAUAGAGAAAAAUCAUUUCAACUGUUCCAGAAGAGCUAACUGCCAAGAAACUAAUGUCAGUUCCGUACAGAUACAAGGUGAUGCUGAUUAUUUCAUCAACCAUCUUGGAGUUCCCACCGUGCAAUUUGCCUUUGAGGACAUCAAAGCAUUAGAGUGUCCAAGUUUUCUCUCUGAGGCCCUUUUCCCUAACCGUGCAAGAAAAAUUGAAGAAAUGGAUCCUUUUUUCAACCUUCAUGAAACCAUUACUAAGCUCUCAGGAGAAGUGAUUUUGCAAAUUGCCAAUGAACCAGUUCUGCCCUUUAAUGCUCUCGAUGUAGCUUUAGAAGUUCAAAACAGCCUUAAAGGUGAUCAACCCAACACUCAACUGCUAGCUCUGGCCUCACGUCUGCGGGAGAGUGCUGAACAAUUCCAGUCAGAUGAGAUGCGUCCUGCUAAUGAUCCCAAGGAAAGAAUUCCCAUCCGUGUCCGAAUGCUGAAUGACAUUCUCCAAGACAUGGAGAAAAACUUCCUCGUACAGCAAGUGCCACCAGGUUUUUAUAGAAAUAUCCUGUACCACCUUGAUGAGAAGACAAGCCAGUUUUCAAUCCUCCUGGAAGCACAGGAGCGCUGCCAGUUACUUGCCUCAAAUGAGAGUCUUCAAGAAGCCCUGUCAGAGGUGCUGAACAGCAUUAAUUCAGCUCAGGUUUACUUCAAAGCAGGACUUGAUGUGUUCGAGGAUGUCUUGGCUGGAAAGAACUGAGUAAACUCUCAGCAUUUUAAAAAGUUUGUUUACAAUUCCUCAAGCAAAAGCUCUAAUUUAACCAGAUUUUCUGACAUUGAAGACUUUCCCCCCAGUGACUUUUUAUACAAGUCUAAAGCUAUUAUGACAUCGUGUUUUUAAAUGUACAUAUAAAAGAGCAUUUUGCACAUUUAAUAUUUUCUUAUAUCGACAUCUCUGAAUAUGUCAAAGCGAGUUAUUGAGAUAAUCCUUAAGAUUUAUGUAUUAAAAAGAAAUCUGCUGUAUUUUUGUAUAUAUAAAAUAUGUGGGGGGGGAAAGUUCCAAGAUGUUCUGGACAGUCUUCACUCCUAGGGAUAAAACAUAUAGGAACGGAAGUUAAAACAUAUAGGAAUGGAAGCUAUUAAUAACCUAGUUUCUGUAAUAGAAAUGGAGAGUUGAUAUGAUUUCAGAUUAACUUCACUAGUAAGUAUUCAAUAUGAAGAAUUCAAGUAUUCCGACUGACUGAUUGGUCGACCAAAACCACUUUGAAUGUUUCUAUUUUAUGAAAUGAAGUGCCUGUUCGUAAUACAACUAGAUGUAGUAAUACACUGGUUAUGAAAUUGUAUUUUUUAAGUAUUAAUGAAAAAAAGAGCCAUAAACAUUCCAGGGGAAAAAUCUCAAAGUAGCUGCACAGAGCAAUUUAAAUGCAAAUUUUUUCCUAACAACUUAUAAGGUGACUAGCUUUGAAACCCCUAAUUUGCUUCAGUUGAUUUUGUACAAAUUUCAGGAGUGAUAUAUGUCUUAUGAGGGAGAAAAUAUUUCUGAUUUCUUCUUCUGUUGGUUCUGUUGGAAGCAUUGAAACCCAGCUACUCUAAAAUGAAGGCAUUUUGCAUCGCUAUUCCUUCUUGUCUUUUUUUCUGAAACUCCUUCCUGUAAGGCGGUUUUAACAGAAAACCAUGUAAUUUCCACAGGAAAGUAGCAAAGUUUCUCUUUGAAAACCCGAACUAUCUUGAAAAGCAUCAAAUUGCUAUUUCUGCCACUGACAAAAAGGACUUACAAUGAAAGAAAUAGUUGUUUGAUCAAUGGAAAACUUCUUAAUUCUGUGAAGAGGCUUUUGAUAUUUUUCCUUCUUUAUCCUUCAUUGUGACUAAGAUGAAAGUGUAGCAAAUAUUCAUGCUUCUAAUUUUAUGCAGAAAAUACAGUGUUACUACAAGAAUGUGUCUUUCCCACACUUCAGUUUUCUCCUGUGGAAAAUGAAGUUUUUCAUACUGACAUUGUCAUGAAAUGGCCCCAGCAUCCACUGUUUCCCCAAAAGCCCAACAUUCUGUCUGUUAGGUGACAGUUUGAACUUUGAGCUUUAUCCUUAGAAAUUUUCUUUUGGUAUUGAAUAAAGCAAUUCCCCUUAGGAAACGUACCCUCAGUAUAUUUUAUGUGAAUUGUCUCCACCUAACACAACACCCAGACACACUUCCCUUUGUAGAUAUUCCACCAGGGCAACAUUACAGCCAAUGCCUGUAUGUGGAAGUCUCCAGUUUUUAUGGAUAAGCAUGAACCUACUCUUGGUUUAAAGAAAAGCUACAGCUGAGGGGAAAGAAUUAAUCAGUAUUGAUUAAUUGAUUUAUAAGGGUCAGCUGUUCCUAUCAUAAGUAAUGUUGAUAUGCUCAAGGCAAAGAGGAGAGUUGAUGCAAUUAGCUGGAUAAUUCAAGCAGAAAUCCAUUUUCCUAUGAGUUGCCUGUGUGCGCAUAUUUUUAAGUGACAAAUGAAACUACCUUACACAUUUUUUUUGAAACCAGUGUGCUUGUUUGAAAAUAUUUCCUAUGUUGAGGAGUAUCUACAAGGAAAAGCUAAGAGGACCAACUUCUUGCGUGCCUCAGUGUCAGUGCCCUGAUUUCUGGUCCACAGAAAUCAAUAGCAGAACAGAGGGGAAAGACACACACAAACACUGUUCAGGGCCAAAUAAGAGAAUGCUUUCUACCAAGGGAUCCUCCAUAUUUAAUCAAGCUUUCAUGUGUUCCUUCUAGUUCUUCGUUAUAGUUGAAGUUAAUAUAAACCAAACGGCAUUUUGAAGAUGAAGCUGAAUUUAAAGCAAGCACAAGCAAAUAAUCAUUAGUUUGGUAGUUUAUCAUUUGAAAACAAAAUCCUAAGGAAACUCACUCCCUUAGUCGGUAAGACUGUCGAGAGCACAAAAUACAUGUUUAUACGUUUUUGUCUAAAGAUCGCAUACCUACGUAAACCACAUUGCAUAGAUAAAAAUCUCAAUAUUAUGUGUUCUCCCUUCUAGAUUAUAUAUUUGCUAUUUGAAAAAAAAAAGCUAAAAUUAACUAUGUACUAGUGUGUUUUUAUUAGUCUAUUUAAGAGAUUAUGUGAAGAAAGUAAAUUAUAAUUAAAAUGGAUGUCCACUAAUUCUAUAGAUGCUGCUUUAGAUCUUCGACUACAACAAACCUCUUAACUAGAACAUCACUGCUAUGGUGUUCCUCUAAAUUUAUAUCAUUUUAAUUUUUUUUUUUCCUUAACAAAUCCAAGUAAAUAAAAUCCUAUGCAAAUUAAUUACAAGUGUUUUUGGUGAAUUGAUAGUAGGUUCAAACUGUUGUGGAGAUAUCCGGGUGGCUGGUACUUCUCACAAUCCUUCGUUUAUAGAAUGGUGCCAGGGCACAAUGAGUCACAAAUGGUUACUCUCCCAAGAAAAUAUGGCAUACAUUCACCACUUAAAUUUGGGUUCAAGAAAGGUAUGAGUGAGCUACUGCCCUUUGUGGAAAAGCGGAGGUUGCAUGAAAAGAAAGCCUGAGACAUUCUGGUCUAAGCCCUAGGAUAUUACCUUUAGCCAGGGAAAGCAUUGUCACUCUCAUCAG
Molecule: messenger RNA, 5369 nt
Organism: Lontra canadensis (Northern American river otter)
Lineage: Eukaryota; Metazoa; Chordata; Mammalia; Carnivora; Mustelidae
Gene: NAALADL2
Product: N-acetylated alpha-linked acidic dipeptidase like 2
Exons: 14
Coding region: 178-2562 (794 amino acids)
Source: RefSeq, a predicted model, not a curated record